Molecule: messenger RNA, 923 nt
Organism: Quercus robur (English oak)
Lineage: Eukaryota; Viridiplantae; Streptophyta; Magnoliopsida; Fagales; Fagaceae
Product: jasmonate-induced oxygenase 2-like
Exons: 4
Coding region: 1-780 (259 amino acids)
Source: RefSeq, a predicted model, not a curated record
AUGGACACAGUAUACGACACUGACAGCAUGGCAAUAGGUCAUGGAAUUCCAAGUUCAUUACUUGACAAGUUACGUGAAGUGGCAAGAAAUUUUUUUGCACUUCCAGCGGAAGAAAAGCAUAAGUACUCCCGAGCAGCUAAUGAGGAAGGGUAUGGGCAAGGCGUAGAAGUUUCGAAAAGCAAAUCCUUAACUGGAGCAGUCGCCUAUUUCUUAAGAGAUAUUUUACAUGAAUAUGCUGUGAAGUUGAAGGGUAUGAUGGAUAUACUCUUUAAGGCCAUGGAAAAGUCUCUGAAUUUGGUAGAGGGCAUCUUCUCAAGCCAGUUUGGAGACAACUCACAACUCCAUGCUAGAUUUAACUUCUAUCCACCUUGUUCUAGGCCUGAUAUGGUUCUAGGCCUCAAAGCUCAUUCAGAUAGAUCAGGAACCACAGUUCUCUUGCAAGAUGAUGAAAUAAGAGGCCUCCAAAUUUUCAAAGACGACACAUGGAUUAACAUUCCUGUAAUUCCUCAUGCUCUUUUUGUCAAUCUUGGCGAUCAAAUGCAGAUAAUGAGCAACGGAAUUUUCAAGAGCCCACUGCAUAGGGUGUUGACUAACACAGACAAGCUGAGGAUAUCUGUGGCGAUGAUUAAUGAGCCAGAGCCGGAUAAAGAGAUUGGACCUGUGGACCAAUUGAUAGACGAGAAAAGGCCAAGGUUGUAUAGAAAUGUGAAAAACUUUGCUGCUAUCAACUACGAAUGCUUUCAGAAAGGGAAAGUAGCACUCGAGGAAGCAAGAAUUUAAAUUUUUUUUUCCUGCUUAUCUAUUCUGGUAUUGAAGAAAGUUGAUGGUUGAGAGUAUAGAAUCAUUUGGUAUUCUGCUGCUUACUUUAAAAUAAAGCAUAUAUAUUGGAUCUUAAUCUACAUCUCUAUGAAUGUCAGAAGUGG